GUCACUUAUGAAGACAGAAGAAGACAUUUGAGGAAGUUUUGCCUUGUUUCUUUGUUUUUUCACGUUUCGAUACUUCAGAAACCGUUAGUUCGUGUACGAAUAACGAGCUUCAUCUAGUCGACAACACAACUUCAUGCAAUUUAAUGAUUAUGUGUUGAUUGAACGCAUUUGAGCUAAUUUAGUAUACAGCAUCUCUGUCGAUUACCAACGUCAGCUAGCUAGCUAGCAAACACAGUCAGGAGCAUUUGUUGAUGUCAAUCGCUAACGUUAAGGCUUGCUCAAAUCAAGAUGGAUGAUGAGAACAAACCCGGCCUGCCGCUCUCCUUUACCGAACCCAAAUCUGAGGGUUCUGAUUGUAACCGUGGAGCCCAGAGUGAACAGCAGGCUCCAGAGAUGGCGUCAGUGAAGCUGGAAGACUGCAGUCAAACACUGGAGCUGAAUGUCAACGUUAAAGAUGAAGUAAAGGAGGAAGAGAUUGAAACAUUUGUGUAUCAUGCGCCGCCUGAAGGGCUCAAAGAAGAGAUGGAAGAACAGAAAGUCUUACUACUCAAAGGAAAAAGAAAACAGAAAGGAAUGGAGGAAACUGAAAAAAAGAGGCACAGAUUCACCCCUGGAGAUGAGGAUCGUAUUAUUUCGGGGGUUCUUGGGCACUGGGAGGAUCUCUUCGGCGCCCAGGCCCACAUUCGCCCCCGGGGGUCAAAGACUGCAACCUGGAACAGCAUCGCGGGUACCUUGACCUCGGCUGUGGCGAGAUGUGGCGACGAUGUCCGGAAGAAGUACAAUCUCAUCAGGAACCAAAUCAAGCAGAAGGUUUCAUCUCUCCGGGCAUUGUCCAGCCAGACUGGUGGGGGGCCCAACACAGUGCUGGAGCUGACCCACCUGGAGCAGCAACUGCUCUCCCGAAUGGCAGAGACCGUAACAGGUGUAGGGCCUGCUGAUCUGGGAAUUGGUCCCUCUCAGGGAGACAUCUCCAGCUCUGGCCCCCCACCAGCAGCAGAAGAGAGCACUGUGGAGUCCGCUUUACCCUCUAAUGUCACCAUGGAGGAGGUACCCUCCACCUCACCAUCAACACCUUGGCCAGCGCCAACAGUGUCACCCCAACCCAUCACCUCCCGUCCUGCACCAGCUCACUCAAUCCACUCUCAAUCAAUCAAUCAAAUUUAUUUUAUAAAGCCCUUUUUACAUCAGCAGUUGUCACAAAGUGCUUUACAGAUACCCAGCCUAAAACCCCAAAGAGCAAGCUCUGCACCUCAACCCAUCACCUCCUGUCCUGCACCAUCUCACUCCAUCCACUCUGGCUCUGCUCCCCAACCCAUCACCUCCCGUCCUGCACCAGCUCACUCAAUCCACUCUGGCUCUCCACCCCAUCCCAUCACCUCCUGUCCAGCACCAUCUCACUCCAUCCACUCUGGCUCUGCUCCCCAACCCAUCACCUCCUGUCCUGCACCAUCUCACUCCAUCCACUCUGGCUCUCCACCCCAACCCAUCACGUCUGGCUGGACACCACAGGGCCCCCAAGCCAAACUGCUCCAACACAUCCUGGACACACAAACACAACAAAUCCAUGUUACACAGACCUCCCAACACAUCCACCAAGCUCUUUAUGAUUUAUUAGAAAAAGCACAUGAAACACAGAAGGCACACCUGGAUGUGGAGAAGAACCGGCUCCAGCUGGAUAGGGAGCGCUUGAGGGUGGAGACAGAGCGCCUGCAGGUGGAGAGGGAGCGCCUCCAGCUGGAGAAGGAUCGCCUGGGGGAAUUGGAGGCCCGGGAGGUGCUUCGGCAGCGCUCUGUCUCCGGGUCAGUCGCCCUAGAACACCAGACGCCUGUGAGUUCAAGAACUGCCAGUGCCUCCCCCACCCUUCCUCUGGGAACACCAUCAGCCUCCAUGUGCAGUCCCCUCGCAUUAAUAUCACCCACUGCACCACACUUUGAUUUCUUAUUUGCCCCAUUCCCAUUACCGGUAAUCCCAACCCAUUCCACCCAGCCAUCACAAACCAGCCCUGCCCCAACCUCCCCUACCUUAACCAGUUCUGCACCAACCUCCCCUACCUCAACCAUUUCUGCACCAACCUCCCCUACCUUAACCACUCCUGCCCCAACCUCCCCUACCUCAACCAUUUCUGCCCGCUCUCUCAUCCCUCCAACCUCCGGAUCUGUUAAACGGCGAGUCCAGGAGACAGUCAGGCCUUGGCCUGCACCCACUGCUAAGAAUAAAAAACUUCAAUAAACAAAUAAUGUCAUAAAAUACAA
Messenger RNA from Coregonus clupeaformis (lake whitefish), 2252 nucleotides. RefSeq names its product mucin-20. Gene Ontology annotation, cellular component: nucleus. NCBI's taxonomy places the organism in Eukaryota, Metazoa, Chordata, Actinopteri, Salmoniformes, Salmonidae. The coding region runs from base 289 to 2229 and encodes 646 amino acids. The record is from RefSeq and is a predicted model, not a curated record. The transcript is spliced from 5 exons.